This is a messenger RNA of Dioscorea cayenensis subsp. rotundata (Guinea yam), 1446 nucleotides long. Its product is annotated as NAC transcription factor 29-like. Gene Ontology annotation, molecular function: DNA binding. The record is from RefSeq and is a predicted model, not a curated record. Lineage: Eukaryota; Viridiplantae; Streptophyta; Magnoliopsida; Dioscoreales; Dioscoreaceae. Bases 17 to 664 code for a protein of 215 amino acids. The transcript has 3 exons. Gene Ontology annotation, biological process: regulation of DNA-templated transcription.
UAAUCAAGUGCAAUUCAUGGCGUCAAUGGAAGGAGCUUGUGCAAUUAUUCCCGGUUUCUAUUUUAGACCAAGUGAUGAAGAUUUGAUGAUGGUCUAUCUUUUGAAUAAACUUUUCCAAAAACCUUUCCCUCCGUACAUGAUCGAAGAGUAUGAUGUCUAUUCUACGGAGCCUUGGAAUCUGCCAAACAACACGAGAUAUUCUCAAGAUGGCAAGAGCUACUACUUCACAAGAGCCAAAAAAUCAAGUCCAAGGAGCAUGAGGUUGUUACGUCAAGCCGGGGAUGGGUGUUGGCAUAUGAACGGCACUAACAAGAAGAUACAUGAUAGAAACGGUGUGCAUGUAGGCAGCACAACAGCCUUGACAUACUUGCAUGGAUCAAAUAAGAAGAAAACUAGAUGGGUUAUGCAUGAGUACAGGGUUGAUCACUCUUUCUAUCGCAACUCAAAUCCACAGGCUACAGAGUUGGUGCUUUGUUGUAUACUAGAAUCCGGCAGAGGAGAGGAAAUUAACAACUACAGCGGCAUCAGCAACAAUAGAAGUGAUCAAGUCUUGGUACCGGCCGAGUCACAUAUGAACAUGACAGUGUCCAAAAAAAAGAAAAACACAAAUAGGCGAUCAGGAGAAGUGUUUGUUAUUGCCUGCCAACAAUAUGGAAGGCUUUGAAGCGUGUGCUGCUAAUCCAAUUAACAACAACAACAACAACAAUAUGGAAGGCUGUGAAGCAUGUGCUGCUAAUCCAAUUAACAACAACAACAAUAUGGAAGGCUGUGAAGCAUGUGCUGCUAAUCUAAUUAACAACAACAACAACAAUAUGGAAGGUUGUGAAGCAUGUGCUGCUGAUCUAAUUAACGACGACAACAACAACAACAAUAUGGAAAGUUUUGUAGCAUGGGCUGAUAGUCUAUGGGAUGAUAAUAUAAUUAACGACAAUAGCAACAACAACAUUAAUAUGGAAGACUUUGAAGCAUGGGUUGCUGAUCUAAUGAAAGUCGACGACGACAACAACAACAACAUUAAUAAUGCUGAUGAACUAGCAGUAGUACCAGAGACAAGAAGCACAACAAAUAAUAUUGGAUGCAAUGAUAUGAUCAUGCAGAAAAAGAAGCAGCAACAGCAGCAUCAACAGGUUGCUAUGACCAUGUAGAAGAAGCAGCAGCAUUAACAGUGGAUCAUAGAACGAUGGCCGGUUGUGAUUCUUAUUGCCAAGCUACUCCUCCGUCCUUGCCCAUGUCCAAGCCCACGAUCAUCACAACUCAAGCAAACACAGAACCAGCUGAAGCUUCUGCAGUGAAUGAAUCUUAUAUUGAUGAUAUUUCUCUUUCCUCAAUAGACAACAUGAUUGAGUUUUUCUCAGUCUUAUUCCGGUGAGGAAUUGCAGCAGUUGCUACCUUCAGAUGAGCAGAAUACGAUUCCUGAAUGGUCUAAAAAAAUCAACAUUUCAGAAU